AUGGUCAAAUGGUCGCAGUUGUUUGGCAGAGAGCGAAACUCUCGCCAUCUUCGCGAUGAAAUGUGGAGAUUACUUCCCAGCAAUAACGAUGACCUUCCGGCGCCAGCCUAUCCCGCCCGCGAAGUAACAAAAGUAGCCCUUCGCCUGAAAUACCAAAUCGAAGAAGUCAUUCCUAUCGAACUCCCCGAGGACAAAAUCACCGCAGCCAACUCCGGCGUGAUCACCAAAAACGUUGUCCAGACUGCCAAAGAAGCCGGAGGAAAAGACUAUGCCGCCUGCGUCGUAUAUUGCCUGCUCGUAUGCAAGAGAUGGUUCAGCCGCCAGGCCGUACUCGAGCUGUGGGACGCCGACCUGCACCAAGUUCGCGCUGUGGCCUGCGAGAUCAUUGCGAAGCGCAUCAUUGAAGCGGAAGAAGACCAAGAAUAUCUGAUGCAAAAGGUCCUCCUCCAGCGGUACAGCGUUGUCCGCGGCGACGAAGAGAGUGCCCCCACCAAUGUGAUCGAGCGCGCCGUCGACCUGCACUGUCUCACUGUGAUCGGAUCCUCGGGCUACCAGAAAUGCAUCAAGUAUCUUUGGCGAGGAUGGAUCCAGCAGGACGACAAAGACGCGGCGGUGUACCGCUUCUACCACGAGCGCGACAACACCAACUUCUGGGCGCACUACGACCCAGACCGCAUGCGCACGCCUCUCUAUCAGAACGUGGUCCAAGUCUCCGUUUCAAUUAUUUACUUAGCCCUCUACACCGGCGCCGUCAACACGAUCAACGAAGAAGGCGAUCUUGACCUCGUGGAGGGGAUAUUGUACAUGAUGACCCUAGGAUUCAUAUGCGACGAGGUCGCAAAGCUCUGGAAAGUUGGCAUCUUCUACAUCGGAUUCUGGAACGUGUUCAACAAUUGUCUUUAUGCACUACUGACGGCCUCCUUCGUCAUAAGGAUGACCGCUCUAUCACAUUCCCCUAACGAGCACGACGAGCGCCGCCGCGAGCUCAAUCAGCUGGGCUACCACAUCUUCUGCUUCUCUGCGCCCAUGUUUUGGAUGCGCCUGCUGCUGUAUCUCGACACUUUCCGCUUCUUCGGCGCUAUGCUUGUUGUCCUAAAGGUCAUGAUGCGUGAGAGUCUGAUCUUCUUCCUGCUCCUGAUCGUCGUGUGCGUGGGGUUCCUGCAGGCGUUCAUCGGCCUGAACCAAGUCGAAGGUAACGCCAGUAUCACCACAUUCAUCAUCACCAGCAUGGCCAAUUCAGUGAUGCAGUCUCCAGACUUUGAAGGGUUUGAUAACUACGCUCACCCCUUCGGCCUGAUAUUGUACUACAUUUUCACCUUUGUCGUGAUGGUCAUCCUUCUGAACAUUUUGAUUGCGCUGUACAACUCCGCGUACGAGGAUAUCACGGAGAACGCCAUCGAUGAGUACAUGGCAAUGUUUGCGCAGAAGACACUGCAAUUCGUGCGAGCGCCAGACGAAAACGUCUUCAUCGCACCACUGAAUUUGAUCGAGCUAUUCUUCCUCAUUCUGCCGUUCGAGUGGUGGAUGGAGAAGCGGCGUUACCAGCGACUCAAUGACUAUGUCAUGGGAAUCAUUUACAGCCCACUUCUGCUGAUAACAGCGGCUUUGGAGGCAAGAGAGGCGCGAUCAGUACGCGAUAACCGCCGCCGUGGCGAGGAGGACGAUGAUACAAUUGAGGAGUGGGAGGAAUUGCAAGACGAGCUGGAUUUUGAGAGCGAGGGAUGGGACAAGAAGGUCCAGAGCUCGAAGCCAAUUGUUGAUGUUGAUGCGGAUGUUGUGGAGAUUCGAGAGCUGAAGCAACAGAUCAAAGAGCUCAAGGAGAUGGUGAGGGGGAUGAGCGUUGAGCCGGAAGGAUAG
This is a messenger RNA of Exophiala xenobiotica, 1857 nucleotides long. RefSeq lists its product as uncharacterized. The record is from RefSeq and is a predicted model, not a curated record. Lineage: Eukaryota; Fungi; Ascomycota; Eurotiomycetes; Chaetothyriales; Herpotrichiellaceae. The transcript has 2 exons. The coding region runs from base 1 to 1857 and encodes 618 amino acids.